UUUGUGUCUAGGGGAUCCAGACGGCAGUUUCAGUGAGAAGAAGAGAAAUGCGCGCCCUAGUGACUCUUUUUGCCGUUGGCAUUGUUGCCGUUGCAGGCAACAAGGUAAUUCACCCAAUAGUCGGCGGAGUGGACACUUCAAUCGUAAACCAUCCAUACACUGCAUCGCUGUUGUACAGCGCAGACUUAGCGGCCUACGUUCAAUCUUGUGUUGGCGCUAUUCUUAACAGUAAAACUGUGUUAUCCGCCGCUCAUUGUUUCUAUGGUGAUGCAACUUACUCUUGGAGGAUUCGCGUGGGCUCUGACUUCGCUAACAGCGGUGGUACCGUCUCCAUGACUUUCCGUAUCCUCAACUAUCCCGACUUCAACCCCUUCUACUACGAAGGUGACUUAUCCCUGCUGCAGUCCUCCUCGGCGUUCAUCUUUAGUGACAGGAUCCGACCCGCUUCCAUUGCUGGCCCCAACUAUAACGUCGGUGACAACCAACCCCUGUUGGCUAUUGGUUGGGGUAAAAGCUCUGCCAACGCAACAGUUACUGAGAGAUUGAGACAAAUUCAAGUAAACCACAUCAACUUGACCACAUGCAGAAACAUAUACCGGGUCCUGUCGAUGUACCCAAGUGAAGUGAUGUUGUGCUCCGGCUGGCUCGAUACUUAUCGAGGCAAGGAGUGCCAGGGCACAACCGGAGGUCCUCUCCUACACAACAAUGUGAUCGUCGGAGUCACCUCAUGGGGCGAACAAUGCGUCCUAAACCAUUACCCUGGUAUUAGCACUCGCAUCUCCAACUACACAUCAUGGAUUCAAGCUAACGUCUAAGAAUCUUAAAUAAAUUCGAUUUAAA
Papilio machaon (common yellow swallowtail) is the source of this 840-nucleotide messenger RNA. Its product is annotated as trypsin CFT-1. The transcript has 4 exons. Lineage: Eukaryota; Metazoa; Arthropoda; Insecta; Lepidoptera; Papilionidae. The record is from RefSeq and is a predicted model, not a curated record. Gene Ontology annotation, molecular function: serine-type endopeptidase activity. Gene Ontology annotation, biological process: proteolysis. Bases 48 to 815 code for a protein of 255 amino acids.